UUACUCUUGGAUGAUGACUCUCCAUUCCUUGAGCUCUGUCCUCUGGCUGGAUAUGGUCAAGACGACAUGACCGUUGGAGGUUCUCAAGUCGCCGGUAUUGGUCUUGUUUGCGGCGUUGAGUGUAUGGUGUCCGCUAAUAUUCCAACUCUCCAAGGAGGCGCUUCCAAUGCCACGACGUUGGCUCGUGGCGAGCGUCUUGGCCGUAUUGCCUGGGAAAACCGUCUUCCACAUAUCCAAUUGGUCCAAUCAGCUGGUGCAAACUUGGCCCAGCAGUCCCGCGUAUUUCACCCAGGCGGUGCUGUCUUCCGCCAUUUAGCAGAGAGAUCCAAGGCCGGCUUACCCUCAGUCGCUGUUGUGUUUGGAAACUCCACUGCUGGUGGCGCUUACAUCCCAGGGAUGAGUGACUAUAGCAUUAUGGUCAAGGGUAAAGCUCAAGUCUUUUUGGGUGGACCUCCACUGGUCAAGAUGGCCACAGGAGAGAUUACUGAUGCCGAGUCGCUCGGAGGGGCCGAUAUGCACAGCCGUAAGUCUGGAGUGUCAGAUCAACUGGCCAUGGAUGAGUAUCACGCAAUUGCCAUGGCCCGAGAAUUCGUGUCUGGGCUCAACUGGACUAAGCAGGGCCAGUUACCCAUCCGCCACUUGAAGGGGCUCUUUGAUCAGCCUUUGUACGACCCUGACGAGAUUUUGGGUAUUGUUAGUGCCAACAUCCGUAUUCCCUUUGAUGCACUCGAAGUUAUCAUUCGUUUGGUCGACGGCUCUCGUUUUACGCAGUUCAAGCCUUUGUAUGGACCGAACUUGAUCUGUGGUUGGGCUACGAUCCACGGUAUCCCUGUCGGUAUUCUUGCCAACAACAAUGUUAUUUUCCCACCAGAGGCCAACAAGGCAACACAGUUCAUCCAGCUGUGUAACAUGCGUGAUACACCGAUCCUGUAUCUUCAUAAUAUCACUGGUUUUAUGGUCGGGAAGAAGUAUGAGGAAGAGGGUAUCAUCAAGGCUGGAUCACGAUUCAUUAAUGCGGUAUCGAAUUCGCAAGUGCCUUGUAUUACGAUUGUGAUGGGAGCUAGUUAUGGUGCGGGCAACUAUGCCAUGGCUGGACGUGCAUAUAACCCACGGUUUUUGUUCUCGUGGCCAAACAGCAGAUGCUCUGUGAUGGGAGCAGAACAGUUGACGGGAGUGCUCGAUAUUGUGAUGCGCGACUCGGCCAAGAAGAAGGGGAAGGCGAUUGAUGAAGAGAUGGCCAAGGCCUCGAUGGCGAUGUUCCAGGAGAUGGUUGAAAACGAAUCGGAUGUAUACUGGACCAGCUCAAGAUGUAUUGAUGAUGGUGUCAUCGAUCCACGAGAGACACGCACCAUUCUAGGCUUCUGUUUAUCGGUGUGCUACAACACUGAGGUCAAGGGUGGCAACCUCUACGGAGUCUCGCGUAUGUAA
Lobosporangium transversale is the source of this 1428-nucleotide messenger RNA. RefSeq names its product carboxyl transferase. NCBI's taxonomy places the organism in Eukaryota, Fungi, Mortierellomycota, Mortierellomycetes, Mortierellales, Mortierellaceae. Gene Ontology annotation, molecular function: ligase activity. The annotation marks the transcript as partial. The record is from RefSeq and is a predicted model, not a curated record. The transcript is spliced from 5 exons.